GAUACAGAAAAUCGGAGGAAUAUAGAAUGGAUGUCAAACGCAUCAUUUUCGAAGGGAUGAAAUCGCAUUCGGUGCUAUCGAUACUCUUAGGCAUUUCGCUGUAUGUCAUCUAUUCGAUUAUUCCAUACUCUUCGUUCAAUGUUCCUACCAAAUUAUUACUGUCGACUUACGAUUUUAUAAUCGUAGGCGGUGGUUCAGCAGGAACCGUUCUGGCGAAUCGCUUGUCCGAGAUAGAAGAUUGGGAUGUACUUCUGCUAGAAGCAGGUGGCGAUGGAAGUGCUAUGUAUGAUAUUCCUACUCUUGCCAGCAAUCUGCAACGAUCUGAAAUCGAUUGGAAUUACACAACGGAACCGAAUGAAAAUUACUGUCGAGCGAUGGAAGGCGGUCAGUGCCUCUGGCCACGUGGCAAAGUACUCGGAGGCAGCAGCGGAAUAAACUACAUGCUCUACGUCCGUGGUGCCAAAGAAGACUACGACAUCUGGGAACAACAAGGCAAUCCAGGAUGGUCUUACCAGGAUGUGCUGCCUUAUUUCCUAAAAUCCGAAGACAAUCGAAAUCACAACUACGCCAAAACACCGUAUCAUUCGACCGGCGGGUACUUAACCGUCGAAGAACCACAAUGGCGCACUCCUCUGGCCGAUGCGUUCAUUCAAGCCGGCAAAGAAAUGGGUUACGAGAGUAGGGAUAUUAAUGGAGAACGGCACACUGGCUUUAUGAUUCCUCAAGGCACCACCAGAGAUGGUAGCCGCUGCUCCACGGCGAAAGCCUUCUUGCGGCCAGCCAUGACGCGUAAGAAUUUACACAUCGCCAUGGAAGCGUAUGUUACCAAAAUUUUAAUAGAACCGUCGUCGAAGAAGGCUUAUGGCGUAGAAUUUGUUCGAGACGGGGAGACAUUACGCGUUCGUGCCAAGAAGGAGGUGAUCGUUUCCGGAGGUUCUAUCAAUAGCCCCCAGUUGUUGAUGCUGUCAGGAAUAGGACCUAAAGAACACUUAAUGGAACACAAUAUACCAGUGAUUCAGGAUUUAAGAGUGGGCCAUAAUCUUCAAGACCAUAUAAGUACGGGUGGCCUUACGUUCUUAGUAAAUGAAGAAAUUACACUCGUACAGAGCAGAUUGAAUAGUAUUAGCUAUGUACUAGAGUACGCUAUAUCUGGAGACGGUCCUUUGACAACCUUAGCAUUUAAUGAAGCAGUAGGUUUUAUUAAUACCAAAUAUGCAAAUGCCUCCGACGAUUUUCCAGACAUACAAAUACAUAUUUGGUCAACGGGGGACUACACCGAGGGCAGUAGAAAGGUUUUUGGAUUGACCAAAGAAUUCUAUGAUGCCGUAUAUAGGGAUGUUCACAAUAAGGACUCGUGGAGUGUAUACCCUACUCUCCUAAGACCUAAAAGCAGAGGGAUUAUCAAGCUUCAGAGCAACAAUCCUUUCGAUUACCCAUUGAUUUAUCCGAAUUAUUUCAAGGAGCCAGAGGAUAUGGCCACGUUGAUCGAAGGAGUUAAAUUUGCACUCGAGAUGAGUAAAACUGCUUCGCUUAGACGUUAUGGGAGCAAACUGAAUCCGAAUCCAUUUCCUGACUGCAAGCAUAUCCCAUUGUAUAGCGAUCCGUACUGGGAGUGCAUGAUUAGAUCUUUCCCCUUAACUAUAUCACACCCUGUGGGUACUUGCAAGAUGGGGCCUAAGUCGGAUCCAAAAGCCGUGGUAGAUCCUUGGCUUCGAGUUUACGGAGUUACUGGACUUCGAGUCAUAGAUAGUUCGAUUAUGCCAAAUUUAAUCAGUGGCAAUACCAAUGCGCCGACUAUUAUGAUCGCAGAGAAGGGUUCCGAUAUGGUCAAAGAGAAAUGGAUGAUGGAAUUGGACGUAUAUCAGUAGCUACUGUUGUAAAU
Bombus pascuorum is the source of this 1882-nucleotide messenger RNA. RefSeq names its product glucose dehydrogenase [FAD, quinone]-like. The transcript has 3 exons. Lineage: Eukaryota; Metazoa; Arthropoda; Insecta; Hymenoptera; Apidae. Bases 27 to 1868 code for a protein of 613 amino acids. The record is from RefSeq and is a predicted model, not a curated record. Gene Ontology annotation, molecular function: oxidoreductase activity, acting on CH-OH group of donors; flavin adenine dinucleotide binding.